UUCUGGGAUUAGGUCGCUAACGCAUGCGGAUGCGCGUAAAGCAGACUUGCAUUAUCGCGAUACAACCGCAACUUAAAUCCACCCACCAGACUUCCAAUUACAAACAUUUCCACAUCAGGCUGCUAUGCCAACAGACCUGAUCCUCUUCUUGCGUAACGUGUAUCCAGAUUGCGGGGUGAUACCCCACCUUGUCGGGUAGAUUGAGCUAGUCGACUUACUCGCCCGAGGGCCGAAAACGAAUUGCCGUCCAUCUACCAUGAUCGGCAAUGCUUGAGUAAGACCGGUGACGAUUGGGAUGAUGAAGCUGGUGCGCCGAUUGGCGUUGCUUGCACCGUCGUACAAGGCCACCGAGGAGCUGAGUGGGUUGGGUGGGACUUGUUUCGGAGAGCGAAAGUGAUAAAGCUCAUGCUAUCCGCGUCUCAUAGCAACUCUCUCGGUUUUCUCAAGUCAAAUUCAAAGCUCUAAUACUGUUGGAAACGACGAACACUAUGACGAACGGCCACACUAAUGGCACGAAUGGUAGCCACAAGGACUACUCUGUCCCUCGCGAGACGCAAAACAUCUUCGAGAAGGGCAUAUUAAGCAAUCCCCUCAUCGCUCCCACGUUACCCACCGGUAUCGCAGAAUGCGCGAAGAAAGUUCAGUUCAAGGGCACCGAUAAGCCCAGCAUACCCAUCAACUGGCGCUUCGCCGAAAGCAUCUCGGCACUCAAGGGGCUAGAAGCUGCCAUGAUCAACGUCCUUUUGAAGAGGAAAUACGGACUGGAACCCCAAGAAGCCGUCAUUGAUACCGACCACGCGCAACUCUUCUUCAUGUCGAUCUUACUGAACGUCAUCGAACCCGAUGGCGAGAACAUCGAGUUCUUGACCAAACCAUUCGCGAAGGGUUCGGACGCAUACAAUAGAUAUUUCAAGAACUGCGAUUUGCAUGAUCUGAGUAGGACUCCGUAUCGCGUAGCGGCUACGAACAUCUACCAGUGCAAAGAUGGAAGAUACUUCCAUCUCCAUGGCUCCAUGAAUCCUGAACCCACGCAAGAGAGUGUCGGAUUACCGCAUAACAUGGACAUAGCUGAGUCGAAGGAUCCAUGGAAACCAUACGAAGAGAAGCUAGCAGGUAUCGAAUCCGACGAGAUGCAACGGUUGGCGUCGGAUGUGUACAAGCAAGCUGGUACGAUCUGCUGGACAACCGAAGAGUUUAAGAAAAGCGAGCAUGGAAAAGCGAAUGCCCAUGUAGGCCUCUACGAAAUCCACGAUGUCAAGAAUCAGAAACAGCCGGCGUGCUGGUGGCCAGAUAGCUCGGAGACAGGUGUAAAGAGGCCACUCGCAGGUCUCAAAGUCGUCGACCUGACCCGCGUCAUUGCUGCUCCAGCUCUAACCCGAGGCCUCGCCGAACUGGGUGCUUCGGUGAUGCGAGUAACAGCUGAGCACGUUACCGACAUGUCCAUGUUACACGUCGAUCUUAGCUGGGGAAAGUGGAACGCGCAUCUGGAUUUCCGGAAAGAAGAGGAUAGAGAGAAGCUGCGCGCUCUGGUCCGAGAAGCCGAUGUUGUAGUACAAGGUUAUCGGCCUGGUGUGUUGGAUAAAUAUGGCUUCUCGCCCGAAGGCCUACUAGACCUGACGAAGGAUCGAGAGCGAGGUCUUAUCGUUGUGCGGGAGAACUGUUAUGGCUGGUAUGGUCCUUGGUCGUAUCGCAGCGGGUGGCAGCAAAUCUCCGACGCGUGCUGUGGCGUAUCGAUGGAGUUUGGACGAGCCAUGGGCAAUGACGAGCCCGUCACACCUGUCUUUCCUAACAGCGACUUCUGCACUGGUACUUCUGGUGUCAUCGCCGUCUUGAACGCGAUAAUUCGAAGGGGCGCUGAAGGUGGUUCUUACAAAGUCGAUAUCGCUUUGAACUACUAUUCCCAAUGGUUAGUAAACAGCGUCAGCACUUAUCCCACAGACGUUUGGGAAGAUGUCUGGACACGCAAUGGACGCCAAGUUUUCCGCCAUCACCACAACAUGCAGUAUACACUGCCGCUCUUCAUGAAGAUGCUAUUCAAGAAUUCGGGAUCCGUGCUAUUCAAGCCCGACUUCUUUGAGAUGCGACAUGCGGGCGCGAUCGGCAAGGACAUAAAGGGGGUCAAGCCGAUCAUCCAAUACCCACAAGGAAAUGUGAAGUUGGGGUACAAUGUAGGGACGCGAGGAAAUGGUGUCGAUAAGCCGGCGUGGCCGAAGAAUCUGAUGACUGAGAUUGUCGGGUAA
Molecule: messenger RNA, 2240 nt
Organism: Alternaria rosae
Lineage: Eukaryota; Fungi; Ascomycota; Dothideomycetes; Pleosporales; Pleosporaceae
Product: CoA-transferase family III domain-containing protein
Exons: 3
Coding region: 489-2240 (583 amino acids)
Molecular function (GO): catalytic activity
Source: RefSeq, a predicted model, not a curated record